Messenger RNA from Mastomys coucha (southern multimammate mouse), 770 nucleotides. RefSeq names its product SCP2 sterol binding domain containing 1 (gene Scp2d1). Gene Ontology annotation, cellular component: cytosol. Lineage: Eukaryota; Metazoa; Chordata; Mammalia; Rodentia; Muridae. Bases 88 to 558 code for a protein of 156 amino acids. The record is from RefSeq and is a predicted model, not a curated record. The transcript has a single exon.
UGUUGAUGUCACAAUAUGACCUGCAGCCAUUAAUGUGGCCACAGCCACUCACAGACCAGAUGGCAGGGUCAAGAGGACCACAGUAAGAUGUGGAAGAAAACUGAUCCUCAAGCCAAGAUCAAAGCAGGGGACAGGCCUCAGAUUUGCCAUUCUCUGGCUCUGGGAUCGGCCACAGAGUCGGCACUGCCACAGGCUCAAGAACUGUCAAACUUUCAGAACACUUUGGUAUUUGAGGACAUUAGCCAACACAUCAAAGAAGUAGGAGCCCAACUGGUAAAGAAAGUGAAUGCCAUCUUUCAGCUUGACAUCACCAAAGACGGGAAGACCAUCCUGCAGUGGACCAUUGACCUCAAGAAUGGUUCUGGGGACAUGUACCUGGGAUCUGCCCGGCUUCCUGCAGACACUGUCUUCAUCAUCCCUGACUCUGUCUUCACAGAAUUAGUUGUGGGUAAGAUGAACCCACAGAAGGCUUUCCUGGCUGGCAAGUUUAAAGUGAGAGGCAAAGUUCUCCUUGGCCAGAAGCUGGAGAGGAUCUUCAGAGAGUGGGCUAAAAUUUAAGCAUGUGGGAAUACCCAGGGAAGAUCAAGAUUUCUGGCUUAUUAUAAUGCCGAGCAGCAAUCAUGCUUUAACUGAAGAUUAAAGGAAAAAAUAUCCAAUAUUUUUACUCAAUAUUUUUACUCAAUCUUCCUAUUCAAGUUUGGUUGAUUUCCUGCUGAUGUGUACGUUUGCUGGGAUCCAGGAUAGUAAAAAGUGUUGGAGUGCAACACCUA